Messenger RNA from Clonostachys solani, 1059 nucleotides. NCBI's taxonomy places the organism in Eukaryota, Fungi, Ascomycota, Sordariomycetes, Hypocreales, Bionectriaceae. The record is from the annotation of a GenBank genome assembly.
AUGUCGGCAUAUGCUUAUGAACGGCACAUAGCCGAACUAGCUGUUCUACGUGCCUCGAUUCUCACAAAACGGGUCCAAUCUGGCGUUUCUGAGAUCCCCAAGGAAGACAACUCACCCGUUACCAUUGCAGACUUCGCAGCGCAGGCUCUUAUUAUCAAGGCUCUUCAUCACGCCUUUCCAAAUGAUAUGUUCUUGGGGGAGGAAGAUUCGGCUGCUUUGAGGGGCGAUGAGAAACUUCGGGACAAAGUGUACGAUCUUAUACUGGCUGCAGAAGAUGUGAUCAACCUACAAGAUUCGGGAAAACCUUUACCCAAGCCAGAAUCUAUCGAAGAAAUGUUGGACCUGAUAGAUCUUGGCGGUCACAAGACCAGGUGUAAGGCGGGGAGGUUCUGGGUGAUGGACCCAGUCGAUGGAACUGCUGCCUUUCUAAAGGGUCAGCAAUAUGCUGUUUCUUUAGCUCUCAUCGAAGACGGGAGGGAGGUCAUCGGGAUAAUAGGCUGCCCAAACAUCAGCGCCGAGAUGACCAGAAUUACAGAAAACGAGGUCGACAAGACGGGACUGGGUAUUAUGCUCACGGCCGUCCGAGGGCAAGGCUCAGCAAUCCGCACCAUGACCUCAAUCGGCCUAGGACAUUCUAGCCCGUUGGAAACGCUACGACCCUUGAGCUCCAAGCAGCUUCACAUCAUUGACUGUGCCGCUGCUGUGACCUGCCGCCACGAUGUUAUUGCGAAACUAGCGGACAAGUUUGAGACGACUUUUCCCAAUACGGAGAUAUGGUCAUCCCAUAUUCGAUAUGCGGCGCUGAUCGUUGGUGGCGGCGAUGUGCAUUUUCUGAUUCCUGCAGGUCCGGCAACCAAGAUGCCCAUCUGGGAUCAUGCGGGCUCGCAAUUGAUUUUCACAGAGCUUGGUGGAAAGGUGACAGACUUGGAUGGGAACGAAAUCGACUUCUGCGCAGGGAGAGAUUUGAACCGUAACAGGGGUUUGGUUGUAGCUAGGGGAGGUAUUCACGAUCGUAUUCUAGCGACAAUGAAGACUAUCCUAGUCGAGGAAAGAUGUUGA